Molecule: messenger RNA, 1149 nt
Organism: Fulvia fulva
Lineage: Eukaryota; Fungi; Ascomycota; Dothideomycetes; Mycosphaerellales; Mycosphaerellaceae
Exons: 1
Coding region: 1-1149 (382 amino acids)
Biological process (GO): glycerophospholipid biosynthetic process
Cellular component (GO): mitochondrion
Source: RefSeq, a predicted model, not a curated record
AUGCCGCCCAUCCAGCCAACUCGCGAGAUCCUUGCUGCUCAGGUGCAAGACCUCUCUGGCGAGAAGGUCCGCGCCGCGAAGAACAUGGCAUUCGUUUUCGACAUCGAUGGUGUGUUGGUACACGGAGACCGCCUAAUCCCAGAAGGUCAACGAACCCUCGAGAUCCUGAAUGGUGACAACGAGCUCGGCAUCAAGAUCCCACACAUCUUCCUCACAAACGGCUCUGGUAAGCCAGAACAAGCCCGUGUAGAGCAGCUCUCGAAGAUCCUACACCAGCCCAUCAGCACCGAGCAGUUCAUCCAGUCCCACACACCCAUGAGUGCUCUGGCAGAAUACUACAACACCGUCCUGGUCGUUGGUGGUGAAGGCUACCGCUGCCGCGAAGUCGCCGAAAAGUACGGCUUCAAAGACAUCGUCGUCCCCAACGACAUCGUUGCCUGGGACCCCACAAUCGCCCCAUACCGCGUCUUCACCCCUGAAGAGCGCGCCACCUCCCGUCCCCGCGACUUCUCGAAGAUCAACAUCGAGGCUAUCAUGGUCUUCUCCGACUCACGCGACUACGCGACCGAUAUGCAAAUCAUCAUGGACCUCCUCCAGUCCGAGAACGGCCGUCUCUGGACCCGCGCCAAGGACCCAAUCUCCCAGCGGAUCCCCAUCUACUUCUCCCAGGGCGACUUGCUCUGCCCAACCGAACACCCAUACCCCCGCAUGUCACAGGGUGCCUUCCGUAUCGGGCUCGAGGCCAUGUACAAGGCCCUUACCGGCGAGGACCUCGAGCGUGUGGUGUACGGCAAGCCAGAGUUGGCGACGUACAAGUAUGCCGACGAGGUGAUUGCCAGCUGGAUGGAGACUAUUCAUAAUGAGGAGAAGCUGCCGCAGAAUGUCUACAUGAUUGGUGACAACCCUGCGUCGGAUAUCAUUGGUGGCAACCAAUAUGGCUGGAACACUUGUCUGGUGCGCACUGGUGUGUUCCAGGGUGGUGACAACGAUGAGAACAACCCGGCCAACUUUGGUGUGUUUAAGAAUGUGCUCGAGGCGAUUCAGACGGCGAUCAAGAAGGGGCUGGGACAGGAGUUCAUCUUCAAGUGGGAGGAUGCUAAGGUUAACCCAUUGCUGCAGGGCAAGGAGAGCUCUGGUGCUAUUGAGUAA